CUCUGGGAGGGGAAACCGCCUUCUUCCAGAUCCGUGUCAUCCGCGGAUGGAUUAGCCGGGUCUGGAAACAUGGCCUCCUCAGAGCAGGCAGAGCAACCUGGCCAGACUGGCUCCUCUCCUGGAACUGAGAAUGGGGCGUCCCGUGAAGCUUUGAUCGCCACAGCAGUGAAGUUUCUGCAGAACUCCCGAGUACGGCAGAGCCCUCCCGCAACCCGAAAGGCGUUUCUUAAAAAGAAAGGACUAACGGAUGAAGAAAUCGACUUGGCGUUCCAGCAGUCAGGCACUGCCAAAGAGGAACCCCAGAGCCUUUCCACACAACUGGUGCCCACUCAGCCCUCUCACCUUGCGCCCUACAGUCCACCCAGCUCCAGAUGGCGGGAUUAUGGCGCCUUAGCAAUUAUCCUGGCGGGCAUAGCCUUUGGCUUCCACCAGCUCUACAAGAAAUACCUGCUCCCUCUGAUCAUGGGAGGCAAAGAAGACAGGAAGCAACUGCAGAGGAUCGAGUCAAACAUCUCUGAAAUGAGUGGCAGCGUAACGCAGACAGUGACUCAGCUUCAGACAACCUUAGCAUCUGUUCAGGAACUUCUCAUUCAGCAACAGCAGAAAAUACAGGAGCUUACUCAAGAACUGGCAGCUUCCAAGGCCACCACCUCUACUAACUGGAUUCUGGAGUCCCAGAACAUCAACGAGUUGAAGUCAGAGAUCUAUUCGCUAAAAGGAUUGCUUCUAAACCGGAGGCAGUUCCCUCCCUCUCCGUCGGCCCCCAAAAUCCCUUCGUGGCAGAUCCCGGUCAAGGCCUCCUCCCCCUCCAACCCCGUCGCCACCAACCACAACACCAGCAGCGACAUCUCGCCAGUCAGCAACGAGUCCAACUCCUCCUCGCCGGUCAAAGAGAACCACAGCCCAGAAGGGUCCAAGGUCAGCUGCCACCUGCUGGGCAGCGAGGAAGGGGGAGAGGCGGUGAUUGACGUCAAGGGGCAGGUGAGGAUGGAGGUGCAAGGGGAGGAGGAGAAGAGAGAGGAGCAAGAGAACGGGGAGGAGGAGGAGGAGGAGGAGGAAGAGGAUGAAGAGGACGACGUCAGCCACGUAGAUGAAGAGGAGUGCCUGGACGUCCAGACAGAGGACCGGCGAGGGGGAGACGGGCAAAUCAACGAGCAGGUGGAGAAGCUCCGGAGGCCUGAGGGAGCUAGCAACGAGAAUGAAAUUGACUAGGGUAACGGGGGUGAUGGCGUCUGUCCCCCACCCCCUCGGUCAUGCCCCAUUCCUCGGGUUCCUCCCCGCCCAAUGGCCCCCUCUGGCCUACCCCUGUGAUUCACCACGAGUAGUGUUGUGAGCUUCUAGUAAGCCAGUUGGCCCUCAGGCCGACCUGGGUCCGAGCAGCCCUCCCCACGGUGAUUCUCCGCCCCACCUUGGCCACUCCUCCUGCACAUCGCAAGUCUAAACGGUGCGCGGCUGCCUCUGCCCCACAGCCAGAGAAGUGGGCCUCCCUGCUAAUCGUGCACACUCAAGAUCAGACUGGGACCUUCCGCUCCUUCUCCAACUGUUUCUAACCCCUCUGAACCUUCCCUUCACCAAAAUUUCUAUCAAGACAAUCUUCCUUCACCAAAAGUUGGGUUUUUCUCUUCUGGACGGUUCCCCGAUCACCAGGGUGCUGCCUCCCGCCUCUCUCUGGGGGCGUUUCUCCCCAGCUCCAUUGACUCUCAUUCUUAAAUAAGAUCCUUGCCCACCACAGAACCCAGUCUUUAAGAAAAGCAAAUGUCCUUGUGGGGUUUCAAGACCCUCCAUUUCUACUCGGAACAUCCAUCUCUGGACAAAGGCAUUGUCUUGUGGGAAGCGUCCUCCUCCUCCUCCUGCUUCUUCAUGUCUUGGGAACAGAAAAUGUGUGUGUAGCAUUUUGGCUUUUAAUUUGCUCAUUGACGACAUGAUCAGCUGGAUGGAGAGAGGCAUUUUGAUCAGUUGGGUGGAGCUGGGCAGAAGGGGGCCUUGGGAUGUUGGCCCGGGAGCCUUGGGAUGUUGGCCAGGCCUCCUCCCAUGCCUCCCUUCUACUGAGGCUUAGUGCUCCUGCUUUUCCGACUUCCCCUUUUCCUUUCCUUUCUUUCUCCCCUUGUCUCCGAGCUGCCCAAAAUGUCUGUAGCAAGGACCCUUGCUAACCAGAUAGCAACUUGGGAGGGAUGUGCUCAGGGGAGGCAGCCUCGGUUUGGGAUGAACGAGACUGCCAGUUGCUACACCCUCCAGUAUACCCUAUGGUUGAAAUGAUUUUCCCACCGGGAAAGGAAGCCAGAUUCUACCCCUAUUCCUUCUCUCUCGUACCCUGUCUCCAGUCUGGAUGUCCCGCACGGCUGCUGGAUUUGGUGGCUCAAUUCUUGGCUGCCGAUGGCAGACUUUGAGGGUUGGUCCAACAUGCAAAACACCCCAGUCUUUCCACGGGGGUUCACACAACCCAAGCUGCUCUCCUUAGAACCAAGAUGUCAGUGUCGAGACCCACUUCUCACCCCCAUCUCUCCCCCACCACGGCCCCCCACUUUUGCCUUAUCGGGUGGAGAAAAUGGCAACAAACCACUGGGUUUGGAAACUCCUCAUUGCGCGGCUCUGCGUCCUUGGCCGUGCUAGUCUCCGAUUUCCGUUCACUUCAUUUAAAAAAACAAAGAACAGAGCCUUGAUUCCUGUUAACAUCUUGAGUCUCACUCUUUCCUCGUCCUCGCCAGGAGGAAAAGCAGAAACAUGCUCGUCAGUGUGAUCAUGUAUAGAAUUCAGAUAUAACAUAUGAUUGUAUAUAAUUGUAAUAAAUAUGAGUUACCACUA
Hemicordylus capensis (graceful crag lizard) is the source of this 2802-nucleotide messenger RNA. RefSeq names its product peroxisomal biogenesis factor 14 (gene PEX14). The transcript is spliced from 9 exons. Gene Ontology annotation, biological process: protein import into peroxisome matrix, docking. Gene Ontology annotation, cellular component: peroxisomal membrane; peroxisomal importomer complex. The record is from RefSeq and is a predicted model, not a curated record. Bases 70 to 1212 code for a protein of 380 amino acids. Gene Ontology annotation, molecular function: signaling receptor binding. NCBI's taxonomy places the organism in Eukaryota, Metazoa, Chordata, Lepidosauria, Squamata, Cordylidae.